Xenopus laevis (African clawed frog) is the source of this 1487-nucleotide messenger RNA. RefSeq names its product thioredoxin 2 L homeolog (gene txn2.L). Bases 54 to 566 code for a protein of 170 amino acids. The transcript has 4 exons. NCBI's taxonomy places the organism in Eukaryota, Metazoa, Chordata, Amphibia, Anura, Pipidae. The record is from RefSeq and is marked provisional. Gene Ontology annotation, biological process: cell redox homeostasis. Gene Ontology annotation, cellular component: cytoplasm; mitochondrion. Gene Ontology annotation, molecular function: protein-disulfide reductase activity.
GUGUGAACCCUCCAGUGCUCCCCUGACCAGUUCCUCUGGCUGCCUAUAGAAAGAUGGCCCAACGCCUGUUCUUGAAGCGUGUUCUUGUUACGUCUGUGAAAAGCCUAAUAGCUCCAGCACCAUCUUUCUCCACUCUCCUCUCAAAUGGCGUAAGAUCACAUGGACUCAAGGCUUUGAGCUCCUCUCAAAUACAUCCCCACUGUAACUUGAGGCCUAUCUCCACCUCCACACCAUGCAGAGUCACGUUUAAUGUCCAGGAUGCAGAUGACUUCCAAGAACGCGUUGUUGGCAGUGAGACACCCGUGGUGGUGGAUUUCCAUGCACAGUGGUGUGGCCCAUGCAAAAUUCUAGCUCCCCGAUUGGAGAAGGUGGUUGCCAAGCAACAAGGCAAAGUUCUGAUGGCAAAAGUGGAUAUAGAUGAUCAUACAGACCUUGCACUUGAAUUUGAGGUCUCCGCUGUGCCCACAGUUCUGGCCAUAAAGAACGGUGAUGUUGUGGAUAAGUUUGUGGGGCUGAAGGAUGAAGAUCAGCUUGAAGCUUUUCUGAAGAAACUCAUUGGACCAUAGUCAGAGCCUCUCCGUCUUCACCCAAAACUGUGAUCCCAAGGCUGGCUACCUACCUGAAUUCAGCCUCUACAUUGUUACCUCUUGUUUGAAAUGAAUGCUUUGCAAUAUUUUAUGUACUGAGGGGGGAAGGAUAGGUUUGGUAAUUUCUAAAGUGUUCAUAGUUUUCGUGCUUACGUUAACAGCUCUUCUGCCCUAUCCCUCUCCCUCUUUAUACUUUCCUUUCUCCCAGUUACUGUGAAUACAUAGAUAUUUAAUAUAGGGGAAAUAAUGCCAAUAUGCCUUCCUGACAUUAGUUUUUAUGUGUUUGUUUUGUUUGACUUCUUGGCUUUCUAGGUACAAGUUACUUCUUGGAACUCAUUGGAAAUCAGUUUCUGUAUCCUAGUAAAGAAUGGGUCAGAAAAUAUUUAACUAAUGGUUGACUUUAUUCACAACCCCUAUCCAGUGUCAGGACACAAAUUUUGUGUCUGUCACCAAGGGGAAGAUGACAAGUGGUUUAAAGCUUUGGUGGAUACAGCCAUACAUUACCCGCCACUUGCUUUGCCACUCAGUGUGACUAACUUGUGAUCACUGCUCUGUCCCUAACUCUUCAGAGGCACUUUUUGCCUACUAUGCAGGAUUGUAAUGUUAUGUGACUGUGAAGCAGUGAGUACUUAGCCAAUAUAUUUCCUUUAUAUGCUUUUAACCUAAUAUUUCAAAAAUGGAUUUUGGUUCUAUUUUAGCUUAGUCUGAAUAUAAUUAGCAUAUUAUAUUCUCACACAGGGUAAGACUUACCAAAGUUAGGACUCCAGCAUAUGUUUUUGUCACUUUGAUUACACAAUGUGUCUGUUCAGAUAAAAGUACAACCAUCUGGCAUGUUCAGUUUAAAGGUAAUGUUAAAGGCCCAACAACACCAGGGAAUAAAAGUGAAGUAAUUCAUACUGA